Molecule: messenger RNA, 1390 nt
Organism: Cynocephalus volans (Philippine flying lemur)
Lineage: Eukaryota; Metazoa; Chordata; Mammalia; Dermoptera; Cynocephalidae
Gene: PLET1
Product: placenta expressed transcript 1
Exons: 4
Coding region: 9-713 (234 amino acids)
Biological process (GO): positive regulation of cell migration; negative regulation of cell-matrix adhesion; wound healing, spreading of epidermal cells
Cellular component (GO): external side of plasma membrane; apical plasma membrane
Source: RefSeq, a predicted model, not a curated record
CCAAGACCAUGGCUUUCCUCCAUUCCAUGCUGCUGCCACUGGGGCUGUUUCUGUACCUUGGACUGCAAUUUUCUUCUGCCAGCCCUGCAAAUUACAGUGACAACUGCACGGUCUUUGAUAAGGUCUUCACUACCACAAGCCCAGGCAUCAUGGCCAAUUCGGUUAUUUAUGAAAGAAACACUGCCUACACAGUGUGGGUUCCUGUGGAUGACAGCAUCAGCUCCGUGGUCCUGCGAGCAGUGGACAACAACAACAACUCCGUGGGCUUCUGGCAAGAAGCAGACGAGCAAUGCUACAGCAGCUCCCUGUAUCACGUGACACACGCAAUCAACAUGCUCUUCAAGGCAGAUUGGAUGUCUCCAGAUUCCGGGAACAUAACGGAAGUCGAGCUACAAGCCUUUGCUGUCAGUCCCCACAAGACGGCUACAUUUUCUUCUCUGAAACUGAAGAAAAGAGUGACAACCACAAGAUUGGCCUCUGAGUUUCCCACAACCUCGACCUCCAAGAUACCCACAACCUCAACCUCCAAGGUUCCCAUGACCUUUACCUCCAAGAUUCCCACGACCUUGACCUCCAAGAUUGCCAUGACCUUGACCUCCAAGAUUCCCACAACCUUGACAACCAGAAGCUCAGCCAACACAGCCUUUGGCAGCUCCACCACAGAUGCCAUUCACAUCCUGCUCGCUUUUCUCACCAGCAAACUCCUCUUCUAAAAGGAAACUAGGGAAACAGUGGUUCCCACCUCCAUCGCUUCCUCCUGUGUUCAGACCCAAGCUGGGGCGUGGGCAUGUGUGUGAAGGAAGCCUUCACAUUCUCAAAUAUGUCAAUGUACUGCUACUGCUGCUAACUAAAACGGAGACCUGGGGGCACUCACUGGUGGCCUUGGGCUACACAAAUGUUCAACUGGAUCUUUCAGGACACAAGUUAUGCUUUUUGUCAAUACUUAGACCUGGCCUCAGUGUACCCUAGAGUUCUGCCUAUCAGUUUAACAUGUUGAUAGCUAAUUCCACAGCCAAUCUGAACUUUUGUCCAUUGCCAAGUGAUUCCUCUGCACCCCCUGAGUUUCUGUGGGAAGAACCCUUCCUUGCUUUCAAGAUUAUCUCACAUUUCUGACCAAAACCACCCAAGUUACACAGAACUUCUAUGACUCCUGUGACUCAAGGAGGAAAGGAGAGAAAAGAAAUAGCCCUGAGGCUACUGGCAGCUUCUCAUUGUAUCUACACCAGUAGGUUUUGAAGGGCAAGAAAAUAGGAAUAUACCAUGUCUGAGCAGCCAAUGAUAGGAAAAAUUAUGCCAUAAAGGCCAUUUUUUCUAUGUCAUACCAAAUGAAUUAUACUUCAAACAAGAAUAAUGAAUGUGUUAAAUUUAAAUAUGUCUUUAAUGAGUAAUU